This is a messenger RNA of Oreochromis aureus, 4158 nucleotides long. It is a transcript of the gene cntn4, whose product is annotated as contactin 4. The transcript has 23 exons. Lineage: Eukaryota; Metazoa; Chordata; Actinopteri; Cichliformes; Cichlidae. The record is from RefSeq and is a predicted model, not a curated record. Gene Ontology annotation, biological process: cell-cell adhesion; brain development. The coding region runs from base 712 to 3801 and encodes 1029 amino acids. Gene Ontology annotation, molecular function: cell-cell adhesion mediator activity.
GAACGGGAUAAGGUGAGGAAAAAAGUAGUAGUAGUAAGGGGAGGAGGAGGAAGAGGACGGUCGGUGUCUGUUCCGCUUGGAUGGCCGAAGCAGUGAGGAGGCUGGUCGGUAGGGGAGACAGACAAGACAGCGCUCUCUCUCUCUCCCUCUCCCUCUCUGUCUCUCUCUCUCUUCCUUCUCUGGCUUUCUACUCCGCCGCGUGUGCGUGCGUCCCGCUCCGCUCCAGCACGGUUCGAGUACAGGCAGGGAGGGAGGGGAGACUUGACGCAUCGGAGUGAGCGAGCAGCACACAGAGGCUUUCCACUUUCCAAUAUGCAACCCGCGAGACGCCACACCGUCAGCUACUCGUGCUACUGACACUCAGAGACACAGGGAGACAGGGAGAGAGGGGCAGGGAGGCAGGGAUGGAGACACAGUAGCGCCGCACAGACGAGAAGAGCGCAGUGAUAACACAAAAGAAGGGAGCAGCGCCUUUUGCGCACAACUCAGACGGGGAGGCUAUCUAUUUUUGCCCGGGAGCGUUGCCGAGACUUGACAGUGAUGUGUGUGCGCACAGUUUUGUUUAGUGACAAAAUACGGAUUAAUCUGCGGCCGUGAAUUCUUUGGAGAUAUCACUUCUGCGAGGAAAGAUUGGAAAACCAGAAAGGUGCAAAUCGGAUUCCAUACAUUUGUGAUUGGAUGUGAGACUACUUUGACCCUACAAAAUUGAAGAUGAUGUUGCUAUGGAAACUGCUGCUGCUGCAGUCACUUAUGGGGUGCCUUGCAGAGAGCAGUGUCCUACAGAGCCCCGUCUUUACCAAGCAGCCUGGCAGCAUCGUGUAUCCUGUGGAGAAUGUGGAGAAAAACCGAGAGGUGGUGUUCAGCUGCGAGGCCAAGGGAAGCCCACCUCCCAUGUACCGUUGGAGACUGAACGGCACGGAAAUAAAUCCCAAAACUGGAUCUCACUACAGCCUUUCUGGGGGCAACCUCAGAAUUAGCCAUCUGAACAAAGACCAAGAUGCUGGAACGUAUCAGUGCCUCGCCUCCAACUCUUUCGGGACCAUCGUUAGCCGAGAGGCCAGUCUAACCUUCGCAUACUUGGAAAACUUCAAGACUCAGAGAAGAAGCUCUGUGUCAGUACGUGAAGGUCAAGGAGUGGUUCUGCUCUGCGGCCCUCCACCUCAUUCUGGAGAUCUGGUAUUUUCCUGGAUCUUCAAUGAGUACCCGACAUUUGUGAAGCAGGAUACGCGUCGCUUCAUCUCCCAGGAGACAGGGAAUCUGUACAUUGCUAAAGUGGAGCCCUCAGAUGUUGGCAACUACACUUGUGUGGUGACCAACACCGUCACCAAGACCCGUGUCCAGGGCCCACCCACUCCACUUGUGCUCCGCAGUGAUGGUGUUAUGGGUGAAUAUGAGCCAAAGAUUGAAGUUCAGUUUCCAGAGCUUGUUCAUGUUGCCAAAGGAUCCACUGUAAAACUAGAAUGCUUCGCUCUGGGAAACCCAGCACCUUCUAUAAGCUGGAGGAGAGUCGACAAUGUGCCAUUCCCUAGGAAAGUGGACAUGAGAAAAGCCAGCGGCGUCCUGGAAAUCCCAUAUUUCCAGCAGGAGGAUGCCGGCACAUACGAGUGUGUGGCUGAAAACUCCAGGGGAAUGAACACAGUGAAAGGAAAGCUCUCUUUCUACGCUCCUCCUCAUCUCAUCGAGACGCCCCAAGAUGUCCAGAAGCUCAUCGACGACUCGCUGGCGUGGGAGUGCAAAGCCACUGGGAAGCCCAAGCCUUCAUACAGGUGGAUGAAGAACGGGGAAAACCUGGAGUCUACCGAGGAACGCAUACAGGUCGCCAGCGGGGUGUUGUCAAUCAGUCGCCUGACCCUGACUGACACCGGCAUGUACCAGUGUGUGGCCGGCAAUAAGCACGGGGAGGUCUACUCCAAUGCAGAGCUGCGAGUUAUAGCUGUUGCCCCAGAUUUUUCUCACAAUCAACUGAGGAGCCAGACGCUGGUGAAGGUAGGAGGAGACGCGCUCGUCGAGUGCAAGCCCAAGAUGUCUCCUUGGGGUGUGAUCUCUUGGCGGAAGGGCAGCGAACCACUGCGAGAGACCGACAGAAUCUCCAUUCUGGACAACGGUAGUCUGCGGAUAUGGAAUGUGACCAAAUCUGAUGCAGGCCUCUACACGUGCGUGGCAAGAAACCAGUUUGGUGUGGCAAGCAGCACGGGAAGCAUCAUAGUUAAAGAGCCUACCGUCAUCACCACGCUGGCCUCCACGCUGGACGUCACCGUUGGGGAGAGCGUGGUCCUGCCCUGCCAAGUGAGCCACGACCCUUCUCUGGAACUCAAGUUCACCUGGUUCUUCAACGAGCAGCUCAUCCACUUCGGGAGCCACGGUGGAUUCUUUGAAAAAGUGGGAGGUCAGCAUUCGGCGGGAGACAUUAUGAUUCGGAACGUCCAGCUGAGGCAUGCCGGGAAGUACACGUGCGCCGUGCAGACCAAGGUGGACAGCAUUUCCGUGGCUGUUGACUUGGUCGUCAGAGGUCCCCCAGGGCCCCCCACCAGCAUCCAUGUAGAAGGAAUCACUGAUACCACAGCCUCUCUGUCCUGGAGGCCUGGUCCUGAUAAUCACAGUCCAAUUACGGCAUACACCAUCCAAGCCAGGACACCAUUUUCCCUCGGGUGGCAAGCUGUCACCACAGUUCCUGAGGUGGUACGGGGCACCCGGCUGACAGCUACAGUAAUAGACCUGAGCCCUUGGGUAGAGUAUGAGUUUCGAGUCCUUGCGAGCAACUCCAUCGGGACUGGCGAGCCCAGCAAGCCAUCCAAACAAGCAAGGACAAAAGGAACAUCUCCGAAGGUCACACCAGCUAAUGUGAGCGGAGGCGGUGGCAGUCGCUCCGAAUUAGUCAUCACAUGGGAGCCUGUUCCGGAAGAGCUGCAGAACGGACCGGGCUUUGGCUAUGUGGUGGCUUUUCGACCCCAUGGUGCCACAGGCUGGAUGCAGGCAGCCGUACCCUCCGCUGAAGCAUCCAGAUACGUCUUUAAAAAUGAGAGCAUUCAGCCCUUCUCCCCUUUCCAAGUCAAGGUUGGGGUUUACAACAACCUGGGAGAAGGGCCAUUUGGACCUGUUACCACUAUCUACUCUGCUGAGGAAGAGCCUGGCCGAGCGCCCACCAGGGUCCGCGCCAAGAGCCUCUCUGCGUCUGAGAUUGAAGUUUCGUGGAAAGCUCUGCCCUGGAACGCCAACAAGAAGAGAGUGCUGGGCUACGAGCUGAGGUACUGGAGUAGAAGUGAAAGGGAAGACACGGCCAGCGUGCAAAGGACUGUAGGAAAUCAAACAUCUACUAUUAUCCGCGGGGUGAAAGGCAGCACCGCAUAUUAUGUCUCAGUGAGGGCGUAUAACACUGCAGGAACUGGGCCUCCCAGCACCACCGUCAACAUUACCACCAAAAAGCCACCACCCAGUCAACCACCAGGUAAAGUGGUGUGGAACACGUCGAACUCCAAGAUUAUACUGAACUGGGAGCAGGUCAAAGCCCUGGAGAACGAGUCAGAGGUCACUGGUUACAAAGUGCUGUACAAGAAGAAUCGACACAGUCGCCCCAGCGUCAUGGAAACAAACACCACCUCUGUAGAGUUGGCGCUUCCUACUGACGAGGAUUAUAUUAUCCAGAUAAAGCCAUUUGGUGAGGGAGGGGAAGGCAGCAGUAGCAGGCAGAUCACCAUCCCAAGGAUACCAGGCCCCAACGCAGUCGGCUCAGCAUCCAAGGUCUCCACUCUAUCAGCACUAAGCACAAUAGCACUGUCUUUCACAGCGCGGACAUCUUUAUGACAAACGUCUCGCAGCAGGCGUUGCAUCUGAUGUGAAGACGGCGCUCCGGCAGAACGCAAACAAAGCCCACUCCGGUGUAACUAGAUCCAUUCAUUUAGAUUUUAGAAGCAAAAGGAAGACGCCGAAGGAAAAAAACAACAAAAAAAGACAAAAAAAACGCCAUUGACAUAACAGGGAAGGGGUCCCCUUCAGUGCCCAGGCUAAGUAAAGGAGAUUGACCGAUGUCGUGACUAUGUUGUUACCAAAGCAGCUUUCAUAAGAAAAAAUAAUCAGAAAAAAAUGUCUUAUAUGCAUCUUUUUGUAUGACACGUUGAGCUUUUAUAGAUUUUCUUUUCUUAAAUAAAUUUAAAGUCUGUC